Hyposmocoma kahamanoa is the source of this 1337-nucleotide messenger RNA. RefSeq names its product mitochondrial inner membrane protein OXA1L (gene OXA1L). Gene Ontology annotation, molecular function: membrane insertase activity. The transcript has a single exon. The record is from RefSeq and is a predicted model, not a curated record. Lineage: Eukaryota; Metazoa; Arthropoda; Insecta; Lepidoptera; Cosmopterigidae. Gene Ontology annotation, cellular component: mitochondrial inner membrane. Bases 103 to 1296 code for a protein of 397 amino acids. Gene Ontology annotation, biological process: mitochondrial respiratory chain complex IV assembly; protein insertion into mitochondrial inner membrane from matrix.
GGACAGAUGGGGGGAUGUGCCGUAAAUAAAAAUAGUGUUAAAAAUUUUGUGUUAAUGACUAAUUUACAGUUAUUUUGAAUCACCAAAAAGACUUUAUCGAAGAUGUUUAAAUUACUAAGUCGCCAGGGGUGCAGGAGUGCGGUGAAACAGAUUUUGUUCUGUGAAAAAUUUGAGGUUAGAACAGCGAAGGUUUAUUACCUUUAUUCUUCAGCUAACACCGUGAGGUUUGCAUCUUCAGGCAGCGGAGAUGCAGGAAAAUCAGUUCCCGUCGUUGAGAAUAUUCCAGAACCGCCACCUGUGCCCGACCUAUCGACAUUUAAUGAGAUGACUGAGACCGUACAAAGUUUGUCUGCAAACGGAGAACCUACAUUUGCGAGCUUGGGUCUUGGUGGCUGGAGCCCUGUUGGCUUGGUGCAAAACUGUCUAGAGUACCUCCAUGUCACAAUGGACAUACCGUGGUGGGGAACCAUUCUAAUCGGCACACUUUUUGUAAGAGUAGCCAUGUUCCCCCUUGUUAUAAUGUCACAACGGAAUUCAGCAACACUGAACAAUCAUCUGCCGGAAGUUCAGUUACUGCAAAUGAAAAUGACCCAGGCACGGCAGACUGGAAAUCAGCUGGAAGCGGCACGUUAUGCACAAGAAAUGAUGUUAUUUAUGAAGGAAAAGGGUUUAAAUCCUUUGAAAAACAUGAUUGUACCAUUAGCGCAGGCGCCUUUAUUUAUUUCUUUCUUUAUGGGCUUAAGAGGCAUGGCUAACUGUCCGGUUGAGAGUAUGACUCAUGGAGGAUUGUGGUGGUUUGUAGAUCUCACAGUACCAGACCAAUAUUUCUUACUUCCGUUGAUCACAAGUGCUACUAUGUGGGCAACAAUAGAGCUUGGUGUGGAUGGAGGUCGGCUAGAUGCACAGAAUAUGCAGUUAAUGCGAUACUUUUUACGUGCAAUCCCUUUGAUCAUGAUCCCAUUCACUAUCAAUUUUCCGGGAGCUAUCCUUGUCUAUUGGUGCUCUAGUAAUUUUAUUUCUCUGGCACAAGUAGGCAUCCUCAAAGUGCCAGCCGUCAGAGAGUAUUUCAAGAUCCCAUUAUUAUUGAAACACAAUCCUGCAUCUUUGCCUAUAAAGAAGAAGGGUUUUGUUGAUGGAGCCAAGGACUCUUGGACAAACAUUAAGAUUUCAAGAGAACUGGCAGAAAGACAGCGAAUAGACGAAAUGAUCUUUACUAAGGCAGGCAAAGGACCACUGCAGAAAACAUAUAAGUUUGAUCCCACUAAGUUAACAAAUAUCCAAACGAAACCUAAGUAGGGUUUAAAUUGUUUUAAUACAUAUUGUAAUUAUAGAAUGUA